This is a messenger RNA of Peromyscus leucopus (white-footed mouse), 948 nucleotides long. RefSeq names its product olfactory receptor 10A4. Gene Ontology annotation, biological process: G protein-coupled receptor signaling pathway. The record is from RefSeq and is a predicted model, not a curated record. Gene Ontology annotation, molecular function: olfactory receptor activity; G protein-coupled receptor activity. Gene Ontology annotation, cellular component: membrane. Lineage: Eukaryota; Metazoa; Chordata; Mammalia; Rodentia; Cricetidae. The transcript has a single exon. Bases 1 to 948 code for a protein of 315 amino acids.
AUGACCUGGGGAAACUGGACAACUGUUAGGGAAUUUAUUCUUGUGAGCUUCUCAACAUUGUCCUAUGAGCUACAGGCUCUAUUAUUUCUCUUGUUUUUGAUCAUUUACCUAGUCACACUCAUGGGCAAUGUUCUAAUCAUCCUGGUUACUACAGCUGACUCUGCCCUGCAAAGCCCUAUGUACUUCUUUCUCAGAAACUUAUCCUUCCUGGAAAUAGGCUUCAACUUGGUCAUUGUUCCCAAAAUGUUGAGUACUUUGAUACUCCAAGACAAAACCAUCUCCUUCCUUGGCUGUGCCACUCAGAUGUAUUUCUUCUUCUUCUUUGGGGCUGCUGAGUGCUGCCUCCUGGCCACAAUGGCAUAUGACCGCUAUGUGGCGAUCUGUGAUCCCUUGCGCUACCCAGUAAUUAUGAGCCGCAAGUCCUGUGCCCAGCUGGCAGCUGCCUCUUGGUUCGCAGGGUUCCCAGUGGCCACUGUGCAAACUACAUGGAUUUUCAGUUUCCCUUUUUGUGGUCCCAACAGGGUGAACCACUUCUUCUGCGACAGUCCCCCUGUCAUAGCCCUGGUUUGUGCUGAUACUUCACUAUUUGAACUGGAGGCUCUAACAGCUACUGUCCUAUUCAUCCUCUUUCCUUUCUUAUUGAUCCUGGGUUCCUAUGUCCGCAUCCUCUCCACCAUCUUCAGGAUGCCUUCAACUGAGGGGAAACACAAGGCCUUCUCCACUUGCUCCUCCCAUCUCCUGGUUGUCUCCCUCUUCUACAGCACUGCCAUCCUCAUGUACUUCAGGCCACGCUCCAACACCUCCCCUGAGCACAAGAAAAUGGUGUCGCUCUCCUAUACAGUCAUCACGCCCAUGUUGAACCCCAUCAUCUACAGCUUAAGGAAUAAUGAGGUGAAGACUGCACUGAGACGGGUCAUUGGCAGAACUCUGAAUCCUCGGAAACUGUGA